AUGGUGGACAACCUGGGUAGUCGUGGCCAUGCGAAGCUCGUCGACCAUCCAUCGCCGGUGAAGGCGUCAGAGUUCUUCUUACCCGCCGGCGAUACUGACUCCGAAGCCGAAGAGGUCUUCUCUGAAGGUGAGGAUACAUUCACAGCAUCAUAUUCGUCAUCUACCGAUAAGAAGAGAGUGCGCCACCUAAUCAAGGACAUCGGCGGCACCGUGGAGUUUAACCCGCAGUCAGAGAAAGAAUUUGAUGAGACUCUGACGAAGUGGAAGCGGGUUGCGUCAUCAAUGCUUUACCUACCAUCGGAACUCAAGGAGGUCAUCAUCCUCAAGUCAACCCCCAACAAUCAAGAUAGGAUUGCCCGGAAGAAGCUAAUGCUCUUGUCCUACCAAGAAUUCGUAGAUGCAUAUGCUACCACGCUGUUCCCCUUCAGUGACGAGAUCAAUGUGGUGUGUCAACAACUACAAACGCAGGACCGGGGAGUAGAUUCAAUCAAGGUCAUCGAAGACUUUCUGCUCCUGAAGGCUAGGUUCAGGGCGUUGUGUCGUCGCUGGAAACAAACAUCCAGAUAUCAGUCGCUGGACUACUCCUACUGCUUGUUGCGGAAAGUCGACCAAGAGAUAGAGAUAAAGAUCCGUAGUGAUGUAAGUUAUCGGAAGUGCACCUUGUCUGAGGUUAUAGAGAGGAUCAAGGCCAUUGAGAGGGCUGAACAACUUCGGCAUGACCGGGAUCCUGUGCUGGGGUCAGUGCAAGACUCGAGCCCUUGGGCGAUGCCGGCUGCAGAAGUGGGCACGGGUAAACUGUGCAAGUGGUGCCAGUCCCCUGAACACGUGAGCUUCAAGUGUCUCAACAAGCCCAUCUGCUCCAACUGCCAAAGGCCUGGCCACCUGCCGCAAGACUGUUGGCAAAUCACCAGGAAAGGACCUUUGGGUGAGCGUCACGCCUACCUACGUCGAGAACCCGGUGGUUCGUUCAAGCUUAACAUCGAGGACAUCCGCAACAAUCGCCAGCUGCUGCAGACAUUGGCUAAUAUGUACAACGAGAAGUACGAAAAGGAAACGAGGUACUACGACCACGCCAAGCAGCGACGGGAUAGGAAGCGGAGUCACCCGAGCCCGCCAGUUGAAGGGCGUGCCAACUAUCCAGACCAGGUGAUGGCCCAAGAACCACCCACAGGAGCGGGAAAGGCUGUAACGGAGGAGUGCUCUCUGUCCGCUGUUCAGGGAGUGAAUAGGUUAAAUUGCCGUCAUGUCCAGCUACCGGUUGCGGGAAGACUCGUACCGUUCAUGGUUGACACGGGAGCCGAGAUCAACAUCUUCCCGGACGCGCUGCUCAAGCGCAUGGAUGCCCAGAGCCAGUCUACGGUUACGGAACUCGAUGCGCCAUUCCAGAUUAAAGGCGUCUGCGGCACCUCUAGGUGUGAUUCGCAAGUAACCGUUACCACGUCCAUUGGGGGUCGACCAAUCGACAUCAGUCUCUACGUGAUACCUUCAGGUGCCAUGACGCAGCCGUUACUCGGCCUUCCAGCUCUGCAACAACUGGAUGCUUCUAUCGAUCUCAAGAAUGAUAAACUAAUCACGCAGUUUGGGGAACUCCCCCUGAUCCAAGACCCGAACUUCGUGGAUUGUAGCUCCCGGCUCAACGCUCUUCAGGAAGCAGAAGAAACGUUCACGAUUGAGCAGAUCAGAGAACGCAUCAAUCCCGAACUUUCCGCGGUCCAGAAGGAGGAUAUUGCAAAUAUGUUGCUUCACUACGACAAGACUUGGCGACUAACGAAGCUGGGGCAGUGUCAGUUGCUCGAACAUGCCAUCGACACCGGUGAUCAUCCACCAGUUAAGCAAGGCAUGCGAAGGUACUCACCAGAACAGAAGGAAGAAAUCAAUAGACAAGUUCAGGACUUACUGUCAGUCGGUGCAGUCGAGGAGUCCAUCAGUCCGUGGCGUUCACAGAUCGUCAUGGUUCCUAAAAAAACCGGGGAGUGGCGCAUGUGUGUGGAUUACCGAGCUCUAAAUGAGGUCACGGUACCAGACACCUUCCCCUUGCCGGUGAUCGAAGACCUUCAUGAUCAUUUAGGCGGGGUCGAACACGUCAUGACACUCGACCUGAAAGCUGGUUUCCAUCAGAUCCGAAUCAAGGAAGGGGAUAAGGCCAAAACUGCCUUUGCUACACCAACGGGACUCUAUCAGUUCAAUGUGAUGCCUUUCGGGUUGAUCAAUGCCCCCGCUACCUUCCAAAGGAUGACGACCAAGCUACUCGAGGAUCGCCUAGGAAAGGGCUGUCUCGUCUACAUUGACGAUAUCAUAAUUUAUGGCACUUCAUGGCCUGUACUGAUGAACAACUUCGAGUGGGUUCUUCAACAACUGCUCCGUCAUCAGAUCUACCUCAACAUCCGGAAGAGUCACUUCGGACUCUCCGAAUUCGAUUAUCUCGGCGUAACCAUUCGCAAAGGAAAGAUCUACCCUUCAAAGAAGUCCAUCGAGACCAUCCGGAAGCUCACCCCUCCCGAAGACGUGAACGGCGUGAGACGAUUCUUAGGCCUGGUCGGAUAUCUACGCAAGUUCAUCCGGGACUACGCCACCCUGGUGAAACCCAUCCAGGAGCUUGUUACGCUCGACGAGUUCAACUGGUCCGAUCAGUGCCAGAAAGGUUUCGAAGCUGUGAGGCGCGCGCUCGUCGAAGCUCAACUAUCCCUUCACCUCCCACGACCUGGUCUACCGUUCUGCCUGGACACGGACGCAUCCACCUACGCAAUUGCUGGUGUCCUCCAGCAGACCGUUGAUAACAAGAUGCAUGUCCUUCAAUUCGCGUCUAAGAAGUUAACCGCAGCUGAGUCUAAAUGGCCAAUCUACGAACUCGAGGCCUACGCCAUUGUCUGGUCCAUCUUCCACUUCGCUCAUUACCUGCGUGGCAGAGAGUUCAUCGUCAGGACGGACCACCAGAGUCUCAAGUGGCUUUGGAGUACGGAGAAGUCGAGAAUCGCUAGAUGGGCCAUGUUCUUGCAAGAAUUUCAAUUCAAGAUCAUCUACAGAGCCGGAAAGACUCAACAGCACGUAGACAUCUUCACUCGAGAUAUCGAGUUCAGCCCACUGGACGAGCAGAUCGACGCAAGAUGGGCUUUGGUGUGUCACACGGACGUGCAACCGUCCAUGCUGACUCUCAAUGAAACUUUCCCUACACCCGAGGACCUAGCUGCUGCAUUCGAACGGGAACCCGAGCCGAUCUUCUCAUACACACUUCAAAAUGGCUUGCCCGUCGUGAAUAAUCGUGUCUACGUUCCUGAGGUGCUGCGACGGCGAAUCAUAUUCUACUUCCACUUCUCGCGCGUCGGAGCUCAUCAAGGUAUCCAACGCUCCUACCACCGACUUUCAAAGUAUUUCUGGUGGCCAAACAUGUUCAAUGACGUUCGGCAGUUCGCCAAGCAAUGUCUCACCUGUAUCCGCAGACGUCACACUGCAAUCGACUUCGUCCGAGGAAACCUACUGUCAACAGGGAUGUUCGAGGUCGUUGCGUGCGACACUGUGGGCCCUAUCUGGUUCCGAGAGAAGCAGCAUUACAUCUUCACCUGUAUCGACCACUUCAGCAAAUUCGCCAUUGCCGUUCCACUCUCGACGAUUCGAGCCGUCGACCUGUGGGAGGCAUUCUACUGCAACUGGGUUUCGGUCCUCGGCACUCCCAGGAACCUAUUGAGCGACAACGCGUUCCGUGCAGAGGAGUUCCGCGAGCGUUGCCUGGGCCUCGGAAUAAACUGUCUAUUCUGCUCAACCUACUACCCGCGUGGGAACGGGGUCGUCGAGGCCUUCCACCAGUACCUGAAUCGUUCUGUAAGCGCAUUCACAUCAACCACAGAUUGGAGUUUCAAUGAGAUCGUCGCAUCUUCCAUGCUGGCCUAUCGCUCUACGCCACAUCCGACUACCGGUGAAUCUCCCUACCGUAUCAUCACCGGGGCCGACCUGGUCCUACCACACUUUCAAGAGUGGCACAAAUUCGAGAACCUUAUCACCGAUGUCAUCCCUCGCCUGAAACUCCUCAACACGUUUCGGCAGGAUGCACUCAACCACACCCUAGCGUCAGUCAGCAAGGGUCGUCCCCCAGUCAAGAAAGACGUCGAUGUAGGAGACACGGUUGUAAUCCUACUACGGGGCAAACUCCUCCAUGAUCUUCAGCGACGGUUUGGAGCCGCAAAACUUCUGCCCACCUGGUCAGAACCCUGUCGCGUCACGGCGAUCAAAGACAACAAGGUCGUCUCGCAAUCGGUGUGGCACACCCACCUAACCUACGAGGCUCCCCUAUCCGAAGUCAUGAAGAUCACCCGCUUGCCCGUGGAUCUACGGGCCCUGACCAUCCGUGAGAUUGAGGCCGACCAUGUCCAACAUAAGCCCCCAGGCGCGGACUCUCUACGACGUGCGAACCCGUACGAGAAGAAACCACGGAUACCACGAGGACCUCACACCAGGUCGAGACCGGCAAUCCGACCGUUCGCCGGAAGAAGGAAGUCCUCCAUAGACAGACUGCUGGUGAACAAUACGGGAAACUCAAGACUACACUUCGCCUUGGUACCCCGCGACGCUUAA
This is a messenger RNA of Gregarina niphandrodes, 4566 nucleotides long. Its product is annotated as RNA-directed DNA polymerase. The transcript has a single exon. The record is from RefSeq and is a predicted model, not a curated record. The coding region runs from base 1 to 4566 and encodes 1521 amino acids. Gene Ontology annotation, biological process: proteolysis; DNA integration. Gene Ontology annotation, molecular function: aspartic-type endopeptidase activity; zinc ion binding; nucleic acid binding. Lineage: Eukaryota; Apicomplexa; Conoidasida; Eugregarinorida; Gregarinidae.